GAAAAUGUGCUUUUUCUGGUGACCAACUUCAUCGCGACAGCAAAGCAAGCCCAGGGCACCUGUCCCGAGAGCCCUUCUAUUCUUGACGCGAUGUGCACAGAAGAUGCAGACUGUCCCAUGGGAAACCCAGUGGUUGGUGGCAAUGGGAUAAAAACUGGGAAAUGUGUGAUGUUCAACACCACCCAUUCAACCUGUGAGAUCUACGGCUGGUGUCCUGUGGAGAACAACACACUGCCCAGGUGCAAUACUUUGCAAACCAGUGACCCCACCUAUUUCAAGAGCUGCACGUAUGAUCCGUUCUUCAAUCCCUUCUGCCCCAUCUUCCGUGUCCGUGACAUGGUGGAGGCAGCUGGAGAGACCUUUGGAGACCUCGCACUGCUGGGCGGGAGCAUCGGCGUUCGCAUCGAGUGGGACUGCAACCUGGAUCACCCCUCUGCCCAGUGCCAGCCGCAGUACUCCUUCAGCCUGCAGGACAGGAGGUACAAUUUUAGAACUGCCUCCUACUACUGGGACUCCCAGCGGCGGCUCUACCGGAACCUGCUGAAGCUCUAUGGCAUCCGCUUCGACGUCUCCGUGCACGGCCAGGCUGGGAAGUUCAACAUAAUUCCCGCUGCUGUGAGCUUCGGCACUGGCAUCGCAUUCUUUGGUGCUGCCACGGUGGUCUGUGACCUGGUUCUGCUCUACCUGGAUGCGAAGGCUGACUUCUAUUGGAAGGAGAAGUUUGAGGAGGCAAAACCCCCUAAAGGUAAGACCGAACCUGCGGCUUAG
Charadrius vociferus (killdeer) is the source of this 768-nucleotide messenger RNA. It is a transcript of the gene P2RX6, whose product is annotated as purinergic receptor P2X, ligand-gated ion channel, 6. Lineage: Eukaryota; Metazoa; Chordata; Aves; Charadriiformes; Charadriidae. Gene Ontology annotation, cellular component: nuclear inner membrane; plasma membrane. Bases 91 to 768 code for a protein of 225 amino acids. Gene Ontology annotation, molecular function: purinergic nucleotide receptor activity; ATP binding; extracellularly ATP-gated monoatomic cation channel activity. The transcript has 9 exons. The record is from RefSeq and is a predicted model, not a curated record. Gene Ontology annotation, biological process: response to ATP; monoatomic cation transmembrane transport.